Echinostoma caproni is the source of this 2076-nucleotide messenger RNA. The record is from the annotation of a GenBank genome assembly. NCBI's taxonomy places the organism in Eukaryota, Metazoa, Platyhelminthes, Trematoda, Plagiorchiida, Echinostomatidae.
AUGCAGAGCGUGAUUAGAGUACGUUUCCACGAGUACCGCAUGGAGCUGAAGGAACAGGAACAUCUGGACAACUGGCGCAGUGCACAUCCCGGUGAAAGAAUGAUUGACGUGGAUUUAACGCGAUCCUGUGGCUAUGAGGAUUUGAUGGUUGACGAGUGCAGCCCGAAUACAGUCAUUUGUCUCUGGAAUGCGGGAGAAUGCACAGUUGGUUUGCGCUUUCAUUGCAUCGGUACUGAGUUCACUGAGCGCAAACACGGGGGUGAAAAGGGUGUAUCGUUUCGUCUUCAGGUGGAAUAUUUUAAUGCCGAAACCAAUUGUCCUUUGGAAACAUGCGCUUGUCAAGUAAAAGUAUUUCGUAUGAAGGGUGCUGAUCGGAAACAUCGAACUGAUCGCGAAAAGUUGGAACGCAAAUCUCGAGAAGGACGCUCCGUCUACAAACCGUCCACUCCUGUAACCAAACUACUUCCUUUCCCCACCCGAAAUGUCAAAUCACAAUCACCNCCAGCCACAACUUCGAUGCUUACGUCGACCUCGCCUACGACUGCCUGUGUCUGCUCAUCAUCUGGUAAUGCAGACGUUUUUGGCCAACUCUCUCACAUUGAUCCGAGCAUACCAAAUCCGACCGCAGCGAUCACAGUCACAUCGAACAAUGCUGGGUCUUCCGAAAUUCAAUCACGCAGUGCGAAAGCUGCCUAUUCACCACCAGCCUACCACUACACGACGAAUACUCACCCGGGGUCUUCGCAAGCGCUAGGUGUUUUGAUCCGAACCACGGGUGGUACAGAGUUCACUCCACCAAACCAACCGCUCACCUAUCGAACGCGUCGCUCCUCCCCGGGACCACAUCUAUCGCCAUCACCCAGCCGUCAUCUGUCCGGUACAAGCUCAGUUUCAGCCAUGCAUCGUCGACGACGUCAAAGAGGUCUAGAUCCAUGCAUGGGUAGUUGUUCGGCCUGCGGUCGCAGUUGUCGCAAUGCGAACAGCCGUUGGGGAAAAGCAAACAAGACACGACCGUGCUGUCCGCAUUGGGAAACAAAUGGUCCUCGUGGGAAACAACCGUUUUGGUUGUCCGAGAAACGUCGUGCUUCAUACAGCUAUGAACGCUCUUCUGCGGUUUCCAUACCGAUUCGAAUGAGCAAAAUCACUCCCGCGACACCGGAGGAAGAAGCACCUCCGGGACCAAAAGUGCGUGAGUUGAGCACUUCCGCUGAAUCCAGUUUCGGCAACGAUGAACUCAGUAAAUGGACGUUGGUGGAUCCCCAGGAAGAAGAAACAAAUGUUCCGUCCACUGUUGUCCCGUCCCGAUUGAAUUCCACUCAGACCACGAGUGUAGCCUCAUCCACAGCUAUCACGGGUCACGCAUCACCGACUGUUGAGAUGUUUCAACCGGAUGUGCGCUGUCGCCCUUGUUCCCUGUAUGCCUCAGAAAUGCCUGCGGAAACAGUAUUGGACUCACGGCGGAAAGAUACUCUAGACGGUGCGCUGGAGCCGAUAGAACAAUCCAUUCCACCCCAUUCCGCUUGUGAUGAACCACUUCCCCCGGAGACUAUCGAGGUCCAAUCACCAAUUGAGGCUUCACACUCCGUUCCCGUUCAAACUGUGCCACGAAUUCAUGCCGGGAUGUCCGCAGCCGAAGUCGCAGACUGGUUUCGCGCAUCCAGUUUCGAGAACUUGGUAGAGAAAUUCCAGACAUUUACAGGGCGUGAUAUGCUUCGAUUGACGAAGGAAGAUUUCCUCUCACUUUGUGGUGCUGUGGAAGGCCUGAGAUUACACAAUGCAUUCUACAAUAAACCAACCAGACCGCGCUGUACCCUAUAUGUCAGUCGGAAGGAAAAAACAGUCUAUCAAGCUCUAAUGCUUUACGAGCUCACUCGGGCCGAAAUUCUGCGUCAGCUUGCCUCAGUUCUCUCGCUUCGGUUGGAUCAGAUUAGUACAUUGUGUGUGUUCACUGGGCACAGCAUUCCCGUGUUGUUGACAGAUGAGCUGGUCUCUCAGUUUAACGAUCAAAGUUGCUAUCACAUCGAGGUUGGAUGGAAUGCUCAGCGUAAAGCUAACGUAUUUCUGCGCCCUGUGUGA